UUCCUCCUUUUGACCAUGACGUUUGCCUUUCUCUUUCCUUUUUACAGACGUGAAGAUGAAGCUCCAGUGAUGACAGCGUCUCAGGUGUUUGAAGAGUUCAUUUGUCAGAGGUUAAUGCAGGGAUAUCAGAUAAUAGUCCAAACAAACAACAGAAAACCUCCUCCUGCAGUGGCCACACCCCUUGGCAGCAGUCCUCUGUACACUAGAGGUCUGGUGUCUUUGCGUCGAGCGGAGGAAGAAGAGACGGUUUACUGGCUCAGCAUGGGCCGCACCUUCCAUAAGGUCUGCCUCAGAGACAAGAUCAUCACUGUCACUCGCUACCUGCCAAAGUAUCCGUAUGAAUCAGCUCAGAUCCAGUACAGUUACAGCCUGUGUCCUCCACACUCGGAUGCUCAGUUUGUGUCCUGUUGGGUGGAGUUUGGACAUGAGCGGCUGGAGGAAUACAAGUGGAACUACCUGGACCAGUACAUCUGCUCGGCUGGCUCUGAGGAUUUCAGCCUGAUCGACUCACUGAAGUUCUGGCGGACCCGCUUUCUGCUGCUGCCGGCCGGAGGGGCUCGGCGGGUGGCAGACGGGGAGGGCCACUGGGACGUGUAUGGAGAGGGGGCGGGUACUGGGAUGGGUGGCUGUGGGGACUGGGUCCUAUUGGACGGCUUCAUUCGCUUUGUGGAGGGCCUCAACCGCAUACGGCGACGGCAUCGCUCUGACAGGAUCAUCAGGCAGAAGGGCACCCCCAUGAAAGGACUGCAGGUUACCAGUCCUAUCCCACCCUACCCACCUGAGACUGUGGCACCUCCACAAGGAAAGAGGGGCACUUCAGCUCUGACAGCUUUGCUGGAGAUGGAGCAGAACCAGAAGACCCUGGAGGAACAACAGCAGCAGUCCAAGGCUGUCCCUGCUGUGAGCGAUCUGUCUGGCAUUGCCAUGGCUCCUACAUAUGUAGACAGUCCCCGUAAGGACGCUGCCUUUGUUUUGGAUUUUAUACGUAGCCCUCGCUCCUCCUACAUCUAUCACUCUCAGCUGCCUGUGGAAACCUGUGAGCCAGCAGAGAAAGGAGUCCAGGCAGGGGUGGGAGCUGGAGCAGCGACCCCUGCAGGAGAAGCUGCAAACAGCAGCACAGAAACCAGUGGCCAAUCAGCAGCCGGGGCUCUCUGUCUGUCCUCCUCAUCAACACUGAUGGAGAUCCUGGAGGCCAUCAAACAUCCCACGACCGGUGUGCAGCUGCUCCCAGAGCAGAAAGGCCUCCCACUCAACUGCUUUAUAAGUGCUGAAGUUGUUCAUUGGCUGGUCAACAAUGUGGAGGGCGUGGCCACACAAGGCAUGGCUGUGGACAUCAUGCAGAAAAUGCUGGAUGAAGGAGUGGUGGCCCACGCUUCUGGAGACGCCAUGCGCACGUUCGUCUAUGGCUUCUACUUCUACAGGAUAGUAGGAGAAAAAGAAGGCCUCAAUUCCCAGCUGCAGGCUGCUGGCGGCUGGUCCACUGCAGCCUUGGAGGAUUUUGCCCUUUUCCAGAGAAAGUGGUUUGAAGUGGCUUUUGUGUUGGAGGAGCGGCGGCCAUGCGACCUGCCCGCCUUCCUCUUGCCCUGGCUGCCCAGCCGGCCCGCCUCAUACGCAAGUAGGCACAGCUCCUUCAGCCGCAGCUUUGGGGGACGCAGCCAGGCCGCUGCACUGCUAGCUGCUACUGUCCCAGAGCAGAAAACGGUCACACUGGACGUGGACAUCAAUAACCGCAGCGACCGAACUGAAUGGUGUAGCUGCUAUUACCAUGGCAACUUCUCUCUUAAUGCUGCCUUUGAAAUCAAGCUUCACUGGAUGGCUGUCACGGCUGCAGUGCUUUUUGAGAUGGUUCAAGGUUGGCACAGGAAAGCAGCUUCCUGUGGUUUCCUGCUGGUUCCAGUUCUGGAGUUCCCCUUUGCGCUGACAUCCUAUCUGUAUGGAGACCCACUGAGGGUCCAGCUCUUCAUCCCACUCCACAUCCAGUGUCUGCUGAAGAACGGCAGCGACAACCUGUUCGAAGGGUUUGAACCAGAGACAUACUGGGACAGGAUGCAGCUCUUUCAGGAAGCCAUCCUCUACAGGUUUGGCUUUGUACACGACAAGUUUUCACCAUCAUCUUUUAAUUUCCCUGCUGAGAACAAGCCUCAGUACAUCCAUGUUACAGGCACCGUGUUCCUGCAGCUGCCGUACUCCAAGAGGAAGUAUUCGGGUGGGCAGACGCGGCGUCGCAGGAACUCCACCACCUCCAACAGCCAGGGACCAUUUGGCGGUGAGGAGAGGGUGGGCUACUACUGGGCCUACAACACCAUGCUGACCAAAGCCUGGAGGACGGGGGUGUUGGGCGAUGAACGGCUGGCUGACCGACUGCUCAGGGACUUGACCGACUUCUGUUCUAACAAGGACAACAGACUACAAAACUUCUGGGACAGCUGCCAGGAAAAAAUGAACACCAGCGCCCCCUGACUGGACAAAUGUGUUACUUUUAUUCAUCUCGCUACAUGUUGAGUCCUGUUUAAUCCUGUUUCUGCUUUUUCUGAACAUUUAUCGGAUGGAAUCAUGUUUGAAAUUUUUUUUUUUUUUUUUUUUUUUUUGACCAAGAUGUUUAGAGAAACACAGAAAGUACUAAACAUUUUUCACAUCAGUACAGUAAGUAUGAUCCUUGUCCCAGUAUUGAAAAAGGCUUUGGGUUUCCAUUUAAACUGUUGUUUCAUUAUGCUGCAGCAGCCACACAAAUAAAGGCAGCAUCAAGGUCAGUUAGGGUUUGUGUUGAAUAAUUAAGGAAGUAAGCAUUUUGACUCUAUUUUUUUGCAUAUUCUCCAAGUUCAAACUGUAAAAAUUGUUACUAAUUAGCUUUAAACAUGUCAGCCAAAGUGUAUGUUCUGAAAGAUUAUGUGGUCCAAAAAGGUGAACAUUCAGUAUCAGUGAAUGCUUAAUGAUAAAGCGGCUUGGCAACCACUUUGUUACAGAAACGGUGUAAGACUCUGUUGUCUUUCUUUUGCUCUAUGAUGGACUUUCAACCCGACCUGUGAUAAUUCAUGCAUAUUAUUAAAAGCCAAGCUAAGCAUUUUAGA
Messenger RNA from Poecilia latipinna (sailfin molly), 3068 nucleotides. Its product is annotated as DEP domain-containing protein 5-like. NCBI's taxonomy places the organism in Eukaryota, Metazoa, Chordata, Actinopteri, Cyprinodontiformes, Poeciliidae. The record is from RefSeq and is a predicted model, not a curated record. Gene Ontology annotation, biological process: cellular response to amino acid starvation; positive regulation of autophagy; negative regulation of TORC1 signaling. The transcript has 17 exons. Gene Ontology annotation, cellular component: GATOR1 complex; lysosomal membrane. Bases 16 to 2460 code for a protein of 814 amino acids. Gene Ontology annotation, molecular function: GTPase activator activity.